This is a messenger RNA of Camelus dromedarius (Arabian camel), 711 nucleotides long. Its product is annotated as putative coiled-coil domain-containing protein 144B. NCBI's taxonomy places the organism in Eukaryota, Metazoa, Chordata, Mammalia, Artiodactyla, Camelidae. The coding region runs from base 199 to 630 and encodes 143 amino acids. The transcript has 3 exons. The record is from RefSeq and is a predicted model, not a curated record.
UUUUUAAACCUAUAUUCCUGUUCUUUAUUCAGUAUCUAUAAUGGAUUCAUAUUUCUGUCUUGUUGCUGUCCUAACUGCCCCUCAAAAACAAAACACCAAAACCUAAUGUACCCAUUUCCAAAGCAAGCAUGAGGAUUGCGCUCAGUACUAACUCUGCAUGAAUGGAUAGUUGGCUUUCAUAUUUACAUGUAAUUGAUUAUGUGUCCCUUUUGGCUUUUAGAUUCUACUGAAAUGCAUCCUAACUUGAAGCCUGCCGUUGGAGUGAAAGAUUCUGUUCCUAAUAAAACAGGAGGAAUGAAGAAUUUACAAACAUUCAAAUCAGACUGGGAUUCUACUAGUUUGAGACCCAAUAAUGUGGCUGGUCAAAGAGCUGAGCAUUUGGAAGUCAAUAAAUGUCCGUCGGUAUCACAAUCAGUGACCACAGACCAGUCAGCACCCACAGAACUGAGGCAGAUGGCCCUAGUAGAUAAAGACCAGAUGAAAAUUGGAGCCGUGUCUCUGUCAGAAAAUGCAGCGCUCCAUGGCCUGCGUGAAUCACAGCUGCCAGAGAACAAAAGCAGCAAAGAAGGUAAUAAAGCAGCACAGAGAGUUAGCCGUAGUCCACCUGUGCGUGGCUUCGCCAUACUCUGACUUUGCAGAAAUCACUUUGUGGCAGGAUCUCCUUUGUGUUUACUCCUUUUAUGCAACCUAGAACCAGACAAUGCCUUUUGG